AUGCUGCUGCUAUCUCUGAAGUUUCAGUCAGUUUUAAACUCUGUUAAAGGCAUUUCCUCCAUUAAGUUUGUGAACCCUAAGGGAGAGUACAGCAUCCAGUGGAAAGUAGACAACUAUCCUUGGAUAACUACCCAUAAAAGCAAACUCAGUGAAUCUUCCUACAUUUCCCGGGAUUUGGAUACUAUCGGAGCAGAGGGAGAGGACACAGUGGUGGUGAUUGGAGUGGGGCAGCACUUCCGGGCCUACCCCCUGGAGCUCUUUGUCCGCAGGUUGCUGAGUCUGCGGGGGGCCAUCCAGAGGCUGCAGGCCCGCAGUCCCGGGACCCGCAUCUUCAUCAAGCUGGAGAACACCAGGGAGCUCUCCUCAGAACCAGAACGCUUCAGUGACUGGCACGGACACCUGCAGAACCUGGUUCAGAGGAAGGUGUUCGGGGACCUGGAGGUGGGGUUUGUGGAUGCCUGGGAGAUGACAGUGGCUGCCAACACCUUUGUCGUCCACCCCAACCCAACAUUCAUUGCCAGCGAGGUGGCGGAGUUUCUGUCCCGUCUCUGUCCUACUCCACAGGAUACCAGUGCUAGAUCAGUGUCAUGUAAUAAAUUUUCUUAAUCUUUGUAGACAAA
Molecule: messenger RNA, 620 nt
Organism: Paramormyrops kingsleyae
Lineage: Eukaryota; Metazoa; Chordata; Actinopteri; Osteoglossiformes; Mormyridae
Source: RefSeq, a predicted model, not a curated record